Messenger RNA from Trichoplusia ni (cabbage looper), 6598 nucleotides. It is a transcript of the gene arr, whose product is annotated as low-density lipoprotein receptor-related protein 6. The transcript is spliced from 23 exons. Bases 247 to 4770 code for a protein of 1507 amino acids. Gene Ontology annotation, molecular function: protein binding. Lineage: Eukaryota; Metazoa; Arthropoda; Insecta; Lepidoptera; Noctuidae. The record is from RefSeq and is a predicted model, not a curated record.
GUCGAUAUGAUGCCCGUUGACUUGUAAGUCGAGCGCAGGGAGGAUUUAUAAUCUGCGUUUGUUAAUCUCGCCUCCCAAAUUCAUUGUCUCAAAUGUUAAAACCACAAUAUUUAGUGAAUUUCUAAAUCAAAGUGAUGGUGAUGACGGUUGAUUUUAUACAGUGCCUUAUUUAAUUUCGUUGUUAACUGUGUUGGAGUGAAAUAAACACAUGAAAGCUUUAACGACUGACGUGCAUUUGUUUUCAUUAUGACCAAACGCCGAAGAAUACUUCACGCGGACAAAAUAAUACAAAAUGUUAUGAAUGUGUUUUGUUUGUUAAUGUUUUUGCAGUUAAAAGGUUACUAUUCAGUAUCCAGUAACCCAAUAUUACUAUACUCCACGGCAUCAGACAUUCGAGUAGUGAACACCUCAAAGAUUGGCAAAGUCAAUACUAUAGUAAAAGACCUAGAACAGGGGUCUGCGGUGGACUUCCUCCAUCGUAAGGACCUCAUUUGCUGGUCUGACCAAACUGCAGAGUUAAUACAGUGUAUGAACUAUAAUGAAACUCAUGUAGGAGAAAAGGUUAAAAUAGUAUCAGAGGGGUUAAUUACUCCUACUGGAAUAGCAAUAGACUGGUACACAGACAAAAUAUAUUGGACAGAUGGGGAGACCAAUAGAAUAGAAGUUAUUAGUAUAGAACAAAAGUACAGGAAAGUACUGUUUUGGUCAGAAGUGGACCUGGCCAGGGCCAUAGCUGUUGUUCCUAAAGAAGGUUUGAUGUUUUGGACGGACUGGGGCGAAGUACCCAAAAUAGAGAGAGCUGGAAUGAAUGGCGACCCAGCUACACGCAAAGUAAUAAUUAAAGAAAACAUAUUCUGGCCGAACGGCAUCACAAUAGACUAUGACAACAACCUUAUUUACUGGGUAGAUGCUAAACUGCAUUUUGUUGACGUGAUAGACUUUAAUGGGGAGAAAAGGAAAAGUGUUGUUAAAGAGGACCUUGUGUACCCGUAUGCACUCGCAUUUUAUAGCAAUAAGCUUUAUUGGACUGAUUGGAAAACAUGGUCAAUUCACACAUGGGAUAUAUCUACAAAUGGUCCCAUGAAGGAGCUUAUCAAAUCUGACCCAGUGCCUGUUGACCUGAAGGUCUAUGACGGGAGCAGACAGUUGAUGCCCACUGGAGACUACCCAUGCAAGGAGAAUAAUGGAGGCUGUUCUCAUUUAUGUUUACUUUCCCCUACACCUCCAGGUUACGAGUGCGCCUGCCCCACUGGCUCGAAGCUCAAGGAGAACAGCAACACGACCUGCUACGACAGCCCGCAGUCGCUGCUCAUAGUGGCGCAGCGCUCCGCCAUAUCCAAGAUCUCACUGGACUCGCCAGACUUCACGCCUUACACAUUACCACUCAAGGACUUGAAGAGAGCUCUCACUGUGGACUUUGAUCCGAAGUCAGAGUAUAUUUACUGGGCUGAUAGUUUGGCUAAGACGAUAUCCCGCGCGCGGCUGGACGGCAGCUCGCAGCAGGUGGUGAUCCACAGCAGCGGCGUGCCCGACAGCAUCGCCAUCGACGCGCUCGCUGGGAACAUCUACUGGACAGACCCCGUCACCGACACCAUCAGCGUGGCCCGCCUCGACGGGACCUCCAAGAAGGUGAUAAUCCAUAACGAGCUAUACGAUCCUCGUGCGAUAGCCUUGCACCCGGUGGCCGGCUGGAUGUUCUGGUCUGACUGGAACGAGAAGAAGCCCAAGAUCGAGCGCGCCAACCUGGACGGCAGCGGCCGCCUGCUGCUCGUGUACGAGAGGCUCACGUGGCCCAACGGGAUCGCGCUCGACACCGAGCGGAACAAGCUCUACUGGGGAGACGCCAGGACGCAUAAGAUUGAGGUUUGCAAUAUGGACGGUACUGAGAGAAAAGAACUACACAGCAGUGAAAUAUUACACAUAUUUGGCCUCACAUUACUUGGAGAGCACCUCUACUGGACUGACAUGCAGAAACGAACAUUGGACAGAAUUAACAAGAAUACAGGUCUGGAGCGGCAGGCGGUGGUGGAGCAGCUGGCCAACAUGAUGGGUGUGAAGGCGUUCCGGCUGCGCGCGGCCACCGCCAGCAACGCGUGCGCGCGGGACAACGCGGGCUGCUCGCACCUGUGUCUCAACACGCCCGCCGCGCACGUCUGCAGCUGCCCGCUCGGGUUGGAAUUAAGCAAAGAUCGGAAGACUUGUGUGGUACCAGAAGCAUUUCUAGUGUACAGUCGAAAAAACGUCAUAGGCCAUAUUAGUAUAGAAAACGAAGAAAAUGACGCCAUCCUACCUCUUAAAGACCUUAAAGAAGUCAGUGCCUUAGCAGUACAUGUGUCAGGCAACAAGCUGUACUGGUCGGACAGCAAAACCAAGACGAUAAAUAGAUGCUCAAUAAACGGAUCUAAUAUGGAGAAAGUUUUGGAAUGGACGGGCUUGGUUGAAGGUAUGGCAAUUGACUGGUCGGGGCAGAACAUCUACUGGACGGACACGGCGACAGCCCGCAUCGAGGUGUCACGGCUGGACGGCUCGUCCCGCCGCGCGCUGCUGUGGCAGGCGCUCAAGAAGCCCAAGAGCAUCGCGCUAGACCCCAGGAGAGGCUACAUGUACUGGUCAGAGCUCGGUUCCAAGUGCAUCAAACGCGCCGGCAUGGACGGCUCAGCGCCCACUGUGCUCAUCGAACAAGUAGGCAAGGUCCACUCCAUAGCCUUGGACCACGAGAAGCGCGCCAUCUACUGGGCGGCCUUAGACCCGCCAGCCAUAGAGUUUGCUUACCUCAAUGGAACCGGAAGGAAGACUUUAGUGAGCAAUGUAUCGAUGCCGUAUACUCUAGCUCUGUAUAAUGAUAAAGUUUAUUGGGGAGACUGGAAUACAGGCGUGGUGGAGUCUGCGUCGAAGCUGGACGGGUCGGGGCGCGCAGUCGUGCACUCGGGCGUGGAGUACAUCUCGGAGCUGAAGGUGUUCGCGGGGGCGCGGCGCGGGGGCGCGCAGUGCGGCGCGGGCAACGGCGGCUGCGCGCAUCUGUGCCUGGCCGCGCCCGCGCCCCCGCCCGCGCCCGCCUACCGCUGCGCCUGCCCCGCGCACUACCGCCUGGCGCGCGACAACCUCACCUGCACGGAACCUGAAGAAUUCCUGAUAUUCGCACAAAAAAAUGCUAUUGGACGAAUAGUUGUCGCCAAUGGAGAAUGUAACGACGCUUACAUACCACUGACUGGACUGAAGAACGUUAAAGCCAUCGAAUACGACCCUGUCAACAAACAUCUCUACUGGAUGGAUGAAGACUCUCACUCUAUCCGUCGGGUCCCCGUCUCCUACUCUGUGACGUCAGCUAUCACUGACUCCACUACCGUGGUCUCAGGUCUAAGCAGACCAUUCCACAUGGUACUAGACAUAUUAGGAAGAGCCCUGUAUUGGACCUGUGCCGACACGGACUCCAUCAACGCCACUUCCAUCGAUAAUAACUCGUCUUCAGGGGUCAUUUUGAGAGGAGACAACAUGAUGCCGCGACAUUUAGCUUUUCACCAGACUAAACGGUUUCUGAUCUGGAACGACGCGGGUCUGGGCGUGAUAAUGCGCGCCAACGUGGACGGUACGGCCCGCGUGGAGCUCGCGCGCGCCAGCAACGCCACCGCGCUCGCCGUGGACCACAACACCGGCACCGUGUACUACGCGCUCAGCCGCCAGAUACACGCCGUCGACCUUGACGCGUCCAACAAACGCGUGGUGUGGCAGGGCGGCUGGGCGGGCACGCUGGCCCCGUACGGCGGCUGGCUGUACUUCAGCGGCGGCUCGGGCGCGCUCAUGCGCGUGGCGCUGCACCGGCGCGACGCGCCCGCCGCCGCCGUGCCGCACGUGGCGCGCCUGGCCGCCGCGCGCGCCGUGCCGCGCCUGCCGCGCGCGCACCCCUGCUGGGGCGGCGUGUGCGGCUGCGCGCUGCGCUGCGGCGCGCCCCCGCCCUGCCACCCGCACCGCUUCCUGUGCGACGCCGCCGCGGAGGAGCCGCGCUGCAUCCCGCACCACUGGAAGUGUGAUGGCCAAAAAGACUGCGAGAACGGUGCAGACGAAGCCGACUGUGGCGCCUGCGCAGCCGGACUGCGAUGUGCUGACGGCGCAUGCGCAGCCGCACUGGGCGCUUGUGACUCAGGAGCUUACUGUGAAAGAGCACCUCUACCUGAUGCAUUCCGUUGCGACGACCGGCUGUGCCUGGCGCCGCGGCUGCUAUGCGACGGGCGCGCGCAGUGCGAGGACCGGUCGGACGAGGCGGCCGCCACGUGCGGGCUGGCGGGGGCCGCGCCGCAGGCGGGCGGCGCGCGGCGCCUGGGCGCGCUGUGGCUGUGCGGCGCGCUGGCGGGCGGCGCGGGCGCGCUGGGCGCCGCCUGGGCCGCGCUGCGCCGCCUGCGCCGCGCGCCGCGCCCCGCCCGCGCGCCCGAGCCGCUGUGCCCGCUGUCGCCGCUGCGCGCCGCGCCGCCCGCGCGCGCCCGCGCCGCGCUCAAGCGGGACCCGCCCGAGCGCGCGCGACCGCUCGGCGCCAGCUCCACCGACACGUCGGAGAGUGUCUGCCUGCGCUACCCGCGGCCCACGGCCAACCCGCCGCCGUCGCCGGCCACGGGCAGCUCGGGCGCGGGCGCGGCCCCCCGACGCCGCCCGUACCGUCACUACCGCGCCAUGAACCGCCCCCCGCCGCCGACGCCGGCCUCCACAGACGCGUGCGAGUCGGAGCCCGAGCCGGCCGCGCGCGCCCCGCCGCCCUCGCCCGCUCCGCGCAGGCACUGACCCUGCCCGACAGGUACAGGUACAGGUACAGGCGCCUGAGCGCCACUAAUUAACGAUAAAAGAGAACAACAUUUUUUUCUUUGAAAAUUCUACAAAGACGCUCUAUCUGAGCAUCAGUUUAUUCGGGGUCGGUAAGACAAUUCUACUUAUUAAAUUAAGAUUAUCAGCUCGUGUCUAGUUUGAUGAGCAGCCAAAUGCAGAUCCUAUACUGGACAUGACAGACAAAAAGGGGUAUUUGACUAAAAAAAAUCUAUAAAAACCUGAUAGAUUUCCAAGAAAUAUCGAAUUCACAUCAUAUUCAUACAUUUUUUUUAUCGACAAGUGACUUUGCUGGCUGAUAAUAAAACGAAGAAAAGAAAAAAAAUAUAUGCCUUAAUGUAUUUUUUUUUGUCAAUACCUCAUUCUAAUAACUUUACAUUAAAAGUUUUACUUGCAAAAAUAUACUAAGCCAAACGAAAUGGCUGUUAUAUGUUUCGUAUUCACGAAUGUGAUGUGUACGCGCCUUCGUACAAUCAUUGUUUUUAUGGGCAAGAGUUAGAAACACGGCUGAAUAAGUGUGGUCAGAACCAUUGGCGCCUUUAAAAAAAAGUGACUAAGCACUUACACGUGUUAAAUACAUGCCUACAUUGUUGAGUUAGCUUAUCUGAUAUGAUGAAACAUAGUUAAAAUUAAUAUUAUUACAGAUGUUGAUGACUAGCUUUGUAAACGCCCCCGACAUGUGUCAUAAACUUAUAGAAUUGUGUAUCAUGAAUACAAAACAAUUCAAUAUUCUAGUCUACUUUAAUAUUCUCAGUGUAAACUUUAAGUCGUACCAACUGAUAAAUAUAUGAAUCAACAUAAAAUAGUUUACAAAAUAUGACGAAGUUAAUUCUAGGGCUAAAUAUUGUUAUGAAAGUGUGAAAUUACAACUUGGUGCUAUUUCACUGUUCGUGCCUCAUUAAUCUUUAUAAGAAUAAAUCUCUAUUGUUUGUAUUAUAUAGAAUAGGUUAAGGGAAAACACGUAAGCCUUGAUACUGGAUUAAGAAAUAAACAUUGAGUGAAGGCUUUCGUCGAUUAAGUAUUCUGUUGACAAUUUUUUUAACCAGUAGCAUAUUUGUAAAUAAAUUGUAUGCCAUUUGUCAACAACUUAUCCAUCGAAAACAAAUACGGAUUUUGUUUCGUAACAUAUAAAAAUUCUAUGCCUAGAUUACUAUAACCAUAAACUGAAUUAACGUGUUUUUUCCUGACGUUGUAAAUAAAAUAUUGUAAACAAGUUUUAUAUAGAGUAAGUAAAUAAUUAACUAUAUCUAUAUAGUAAUGUGUAAGUUACAAUUAUUAUACACAAACAUAUUUGUUUUGACUUAUUGAAGCUACGCGCUUUUAAUUAAUUUAGACGCCCAUUGAAAUUGAACAACAAUAAUUAAAUAUUGGUUUGUGGUUCCUUAUUUGAAUUAGUAAAAACUACUACUUUUUGUAAUGUUUUAAAGCAGACAAUAACAUGUCUUUGUAAUAUGUAUUUCUAUAAGCAAAAAGAUAACAGUUAAAAUCAUUUUUACAAAAUAAAAAAUGCUUAAUGUUAUUAUUACAGGAAUCGUUAAAAAAAACUAUGUAUGUUACAUGUUGUUAAGCACAAAUAUCAUUAGUUAAUGAUCACUCAUUGUUUCUGUAUGUAUCAAUUUAUUUUUGAAUAGAUUAAGUUCAAAGAAACGUUUAUUUGCAGUUGCCAUUUAAAUUUGCAUUUUUUUUUUGUAUAGAUAUCUAAGGCAACUAUAUAGUUAGAUUAUUUCGAUUCUAAAUAUCUAAAACUGACUGACUGUGAGAUUUUUGUAAUAAACUUUUGUACCUGUUA